Molecule: messenger RNA, 598 nt
Organism: Nipponia nippon (crested ibis)
Lineage: Eukaryota; Metazoa; Chordata; Aves; Pelecaniformes; Threskiornithidae
Source: RefSeq, a predicted model, not a curated record
AUGCCACCGUGCCCUCCUCGCUUCUACGCCGGCUCCAUGCCUGCCCGAGCGCGGGAGUCAUCCUCCCUUUCUCUUAACCACGGGAAGCGCUCGCCUGGCGCUACGGAGCAGGGCCGCACCAGCGCUGCUCGGUGCAGACAGCCUGAACUUCGGCGUCCUUCGCACCUUGCCCUCCCUUCUGUCUCCUCAGAGAAGCUGAAGCUUCCUUUCGCUGCCUCACCUCGUGGAGGCGGCGGCGCGCUGCACUCCGUGCCUGCCUGCCCGCUUCCCUCCUGCGGCCGUGGAGUAGAAGCUAAACAGCCCAACUCUGCCAUCAGGAAAUGUGUUAGAGUCCAGCUGAUUAAGAAUGGCAAAAAAAUAACAGCUUUUGUUCCCAACGAUGGCUGCCUGAACUUCAUUGAGGAAAACGAUGAAGUUCUGGUUGCUGGUUUCGGUCGGAAGGGUCACGCUGUUGGUGACAUUCCUGGAGUUCGCUUCAAGGUUGUCAAAGUAGCCAAUGUUUCUCUGUUGGCCUUGUACAAGGGCAAGAAGGAGAGACCAAGAUCAUAAAUUUAGAUUAAUUUGCCAAGAAUGUCAAUAAAACUUUUGAUUGGAAAAA